This is a messenger RNA of Aspergillus sclerotioniger CBS 115572, 584 nucleotides long. RefSeq names its product Rieske (2Fe-2S) protein. NCBI's taxonomy places the organism in Eukaryota, Fungi, Ascomycota, Eurotiomycetes, Eurotiales, Aspergillaceae. Gene Ontology annotation, molecular function: 2 iron, 2 sulfur cluster binding. Bases 78 to 584 code for a protein of 168 amino acids. The transcript is spliced from 2 exons. The record is from RefSeq and is a predicted model, not a curated record.
CGUACCCGUAACCAACCAAAACCAACCCCCUUCCCCCCCGGCCAAAAAAAAAAAAAGAAAAGAAAAGAAGAGAAGCCAUGUUCCCCUUCUUCUCCCGCCAAUCAACCUCCAAAAAAGGCUGGGUUCGCAUCGGCCUCCUAUCCGAUUUCCCCGAUGUAGAAUCCAAACCCGAUGGAACGUGUCGGGUAACGCCGAGCUGCAAAGCUUUCACCAUCCCCAACACCACCACCACCACCACUACACCCCCAGAGCCAAUCACAGCGGAUAUCGAUAUACCAGGGGAUAUGAAAGAUCAGGUUCUGGUGUUUAGAUAUAAAGGGAAGGUUCAUGCGGUUGAUCAUCAAUGUCCUCACUCAUCGUUUCCCCUCUCACAAGGGAAUUUAUUCGAUAUUGAGGACUUCGGGGUCGUGUUGAGUGCGGGUAUCACGUGUCCGAAACAUGAUUGGUCGUUUGAUCUUUUUUCGGGACAGGGGGAUCGUGGGAAUUAUAAGUUGAAGAUUUGGGAGGUGGAUGUUAGGGAGGGGAGUGGGGAGGCGGAGGGGGAUAAGGAGGUUUGGGUGAGGAGGAAGCAGAGGAUUGGGUAG